UAUAUCCACAGCUCGAUUCCUACAUACCCAUCUUCAACCGUAAUGUUUUAGUAUUCUACAUUAUUGCACCGUGGAAAGCGUAUUGCAUACACAAAAUGGUCCAACUCAGCUUGGAUGGCCACGAACAACUGGGCAUGAUAAUAGGCCUCACCGGUUCAGGAUUCGGCUUCGCACUCGGAGCUGCUCUCGCCGAUAAACUGAUCCCGAACGAUUGGCAUACAACUUGUCUCCAACUCCUCGACUUCCUUCGGUACCAACGCGUAUUAGUAUACAUUGUCUUCUCGUACCAAAGGACGUGGUCACGGAUCAUUGCGUUCAUCUGCUUCGUCGUUUGGUGGAGCUUCGCGAUAACUACGUACACCAUUUCUUUCAAAGACGGCCAUACAUUCCUAAUUUACUGGGGACUGGAGCUUUACCUACGGAAGUUUUUGGAAUUUAGGGAGGUAUUGCUUGCUGCUGAUGUGCCUCCUGGACAAGAAGUUGUUAAUUAUUCGAAAUGGUGGUAUUCGAUGGUGUUUUACUGGAUUACUACUGGAAUUAUCAUCUACUGGACGGCGUUCAAGGCAAUUGUAUAUGCGACUACUGUCUAUGUGUGCCUACCGGGUUUACUUGCUGGUGCCGCGAUCUGGGUCUUGAUACGGCAGGAAACAGCACAUGGAACUUCACGGACGAGGAACGCCGUGUUAUAUGCGCUGGGUAAGGCACUCAUGGCGUGGAGUAAAAGCUUUGCAUGGAUCCUCGAUACGUAUGAGAUGAGUGCGGCAUACGUCAAUAAUCAUGUCACGUACAUUAUCGGCGGAUACAUUGCGACAUUGCAGAAGACAUGGUAUACUGUUAAGCAUGUGCCGUACUACCAAUACAGCACUUUGCGUGAGAACUCUCAAGAAAUUCGAGUUUUGGAACUCGAAAAGGGUACUUUUCUUUCAGGAAUGCUGAAGGCGAGUAUGAGGUUUACAUCUGUUGAUGAUCCGAUUGCGUACGAGGCGCUUUCGUAUCGCUGGGGAAAUCCGGUAAUGAGUGAGGAGAUGCUGAUUGACGGAAAACGCUUUACAAUUACGAAGUCAGCGUACGAUCUCCUAUGGGCUCAAAGGUCGAAGUAUAAAUCGAGAUUGGUGUGGUGCGAUGCGAUUUGUAUCAACCAGAAAAGUGAUGACGAGAAGACGCACCAAGUGCGCAUGAUGAAGGAUAUCUAUCAGAAAGCGAAAAGAGUAGUCGUGUGGGCGGGUGCAAACUGGACCGCGGAACCAUCGGCCGUGCUUCUCAUGGAGAUUUUGGCCGCCAAAACACAGUACGAAGGUACUGGAGCCGACUUUUACCAAUUCUUCUUUCACGAUCGAUAUUCGUUUCGAUGGACGGCACUCAUGGAACUGUUCCGCAACGAAUAUCUAAACCGCAUUUGGUGCGUUCAAGAAGUAUCUGUUGGGCAAUCUGUACAUCUAUUGCAUGGGGGCCUCUAUAUUCCAUGGGAAAUAUUCGUCGAAGUACUCGUGUGGUGUUUCCAAGAUCAGAUGCGGCCGCUCCUAGAACCGAGACCAUCUCAAGUUACCACGCCAUUCAAGCCCGCAGUCAGAUCCUUUGAGAAUGCUGCUAUCAUGGCUAGUCUACGUCAAGGCGACACAGACCAGUACUACCCUUCCAAAUUCGAAAUAGAGGGACGAUUCAAGGUUGAAAACCUCAUGUUCCUGUGUCAUAACUUCCAGGCUACACAUCCUUCGGACAAAAUCUUUGCAGUGGUAGGCAUGGCUUCAGAUGGUGAUCACGAACUGCUGCAACCAAGCUACACAAAAAGCACGACCGAUGUAUACAUUGAUGCGGCCGAAUACGUGGUCCGGUUUAGCGUCUCUCCGACGCGCAUGCUGGCAAUUGCUGGCAUAGGCUAUAGGAGAAACAUUAGAGAUCUCCCGUCGUGGGUGCCGGAUCAUAGCUUCCAACGCCCCAAUUUUUCCUUGACGGUGAUGAAUGCUAUGAGCGAAACCAUGCAUUAUCAAGCUUCAACGUCGUCUCCUUCGAUGAGACUGGAUGACAAACGCGGCCAACUAGUGGUAGAGGGUAAAAUUAUAGACAGCAUUCUUGACACGGAUGAUGAAGCAGUUUUCAUAGCUGCCGAGGAUGCUGGAGACGUCGAUGAACAUGAUGGAGAUCAAAAUACACCCACCUUCAUUCACAGCAUCCGACUUCGACGAGAUUUCUACAAUGCUUCCAUGAAGCUGCUUGAUCGGCACCGAGAGAACUUAGACCACCGCAUCGAUUGGGAUGACGUGCUUUGCAUGACUCUAAUUGGCGAUCGGUUUGAACAGAAGCGCGUCAGCAAAAUCGCCGGCCAACUCGAAAAUGAACUUAACUCUGAAUCUGUUCAAUCCAUCAAACGCGCGCUUCAUCUCUGGUUAAAACACUUAACGACCCUGAGCACCAUACAGUCCGCUGAUGACAUCAAGACUCUACCCCCAGAGAAACUCGACAGUCUCGCGGGGCCGUUCUCAGAAGACUCCCACUUGAUGACAAGUUACGGCACAUCUUUGCUGGAAGCUUCUUAUGGGCGCCGCUUCUGUAUCACUGAGAAAGGCACUAUGGCCUUGGUCCCACCGUUGGCUCGGAAGGGGGACGUUGUGGUUAUCUUGUCGGGUGCACAAACACCCUAUGUCUUGAGAAAGACAGAUCGAGCAGGGACUUUCGCGUAUGAGCUUGUGGGUGAAGGUUAUUUCCAUGGUUAUAUGGAUGGGGAAACCACAAAUCUGGGCGAGAGUGAAGAGAUACUGAUGGUAUAG
Molecule: messenger RNA, 2765 nt
Organism: Periconia digitata
Lineage: Eukaryota; Fungi; Ascomycota; Dothideomycetes; Pleosporales; Periconiaceae
Source: the annotation of a GenBank genome assembly